CCUACCCCGUUGCCGCACCGGAUCCUGCUGACCCCCUCCGCUCCUACUCCCCUGCGUCUGCUCGUCGUCUCCCCGCUCCAAACCCUAACUCCAAUCGGAACGGCCGAAAAAAUUCGCGAAAAUCGCGCACAAUUUCGCUACAGACUACCUUCCGGGCGGUGAUGCAAUGAUGCACAUGCUAGUGGCCCCGGAUGGGGGCGGAGGGGAGCUGCAGCCGUACGGCGCGCCGCCGGCGGAGCAGGAGCUGGAGCUCCUCCGCGAUAACGCCGAUGACGGCCUCGAGGGCCACGUGCGGUGUCUGCGGUGCGGAAUAUCCGGCAAUGCUACGCCCCAUAUGCGGCGUGGGCCUGAUGGCCCAAGAACUCUUUGCAAUGCGUGUGGCAUUGCUUACAGGAAGGGGAAAAUGAGAAGAAUGAUAGAAGCUGAACCACCCAUAGAUGAGGCUUCGCUUGCGAAGCUGGUUCCAGAGGUAGGCAUGGAAUUUGUGAGUGAGGAAAAGGCAUACGAGUUCUACAACAAAUAUGCUGGGCAUGUUGGCUUUAGCGUUAGGAAAAGUACAUCACACAAAUCUUCGGAAAAUAUUACCAAAGUAAGAACUUUUGUGUGCUCAAGAGAAGGCUACAACAGGGAUAAAAAAUCACUGGAAGCAAAGAAGCCAAGAUUGGAUACACGAAUCGGUUGCCCGGCGAGAUUGAUUAUAAAAGUCACACCAGAGUGCAAGUAUAGAGUAACUGAUUUCAAAGCAGACCACAAUCAUCAGCUAGCCCCUCCUUCAACGAUGCAUAUGUUAAGGUCGCAGAGGAUAUUGACAGAACUUCAGUCUGGAGAAGCAGAACUAUCAGAUGAUUCUGUAGUGACACCAACAACAAAAGCAACCGGUGAUCUUGUUGUGAGACAAGUCAGUUUCCUUCGGAGUAUCUCUCUCCUCCCAGCCGAUUACAAGAAUUAUCUCCGUUCGAAGCGUAUGAAGGCCAUGCAACCUGGUGAUGGUGGAGCAAUAUUGAAAUAUUUACAGACAAUGCAAAUGGACAACCCCUCAUUCUUUUACACUAUGCAAAUUGAUGAGGAUGACAAACUGACUAACUUCUUUUGGGCUGACCAAAAAUCUAGAGAUGACUUCAACUAUUUCAGUGAUGUGCUCUGCUUAGACACAACAUACAAAAUAAAUGGAUAUGGUAGACCACUUGUGUUAUUCCUUGGUGUGAAUCACCAUAAACAAACAAUUAUUUUUGGUGCAGCUAUGCUUUAUGAUGAAUCAUUUGAAUCAUACAAGUGGCUUUUUGAGAGUUUUAAGAUCGCUAUGCAUGGGAAACAGCCUGCAGUAGCUUUGAUAGAUCAAUCAAUUCCAUUGAGUAGUGCAAUGGCAGCCGCCUGGCCAAGUACCACUCAACGAAUUUGUGCUUGGCAUGUGUAUCAGAAUUCUCUUAAGCACCUCAAUCACGUUUUCCAAGGUUCGAAGACAUUUGCAAAGGACUUUAGCAAGUGUGUCUUUGGCUAUGAGGACGAAGAUGAAUUCGUGUUUUCAUGGAGAAGUAUGCUGGAAAAGUAUGAUCUUAGACAUAAUGAAUGGUUGUCUAAAGUGUUUGCUGAGAAGGAACAAUGGGCCUUGGCAUAUGAUAGACAUAUAUUUUGUGCUGACAUCAUAAGUGCACUUCAAGCCGAGAGUUUCAGUAGUAUUUUGAAGAAAUUCUUGGGUCCUCAACUGGAGCUGCUGUCCUUCUUCAAGCACUAUGAAAGAGCAGUGGAUGAACAUCGCUAUGCGGAGCUGCAAGCUGACUUCCAAGCUAGUCAGAGCUAUCCAAGAAUACCCCCAGCCAAGAUGUUAAAGCAAACUGCUCAUACAUACACCCCAGUGGUGUUUGAGAUCUUUCGUAAAGAGUUUGAGCUAUUCAUGGACUCUGUGUUAUUCAGUUGUGGGGAGGUUGGGACGACAUCUGAGUACAAGGUUGCUUCAUCUGAGAAACCCAAGGAACACUUUGUUCGAUUUGAUUCAAGUGAUUGCUCCUGUCUGUGCACUUGUAGGAAGUUUGAGUUUAUGGGUAUCCCAUGCUGUCACAUGUUGAAGGUGCUAGAUUACAGAAAUAUCAAAGAGCUACCUCAAAAAUAUAUGUUGAAGCGAUGGAGAAGGACUGCAAAAUCUGCGGAUGAAGACAAUGAAGGUAAUGCAACAAAUGCCAAUGGGUCAUCAUUGAAUGCCCCUGCUCCUCCUGCAAAUCACCAUGGGCUUCAGAGCUUCAGUGCAAUGAUUCAAGAUGCUUCUGUUUCUAAUAUGCAUUAGAAAUUAGAAUUCAUCUCAUAGAAGCUCUUAAUGCAGGGUUAAUGCCAACGAUGCAUGUAAGACUCCACAAUGUUGGCCAUUGAAGCAUUGGAUCAGCCACCAUCAAGCACCCAUGCAUUUACCUUGUAAGACUCCGCAUCGCUGGCCAUGGAAGCAUUGGUUAGGCUGCUGUCAAGCGCCCCUGAAUAAGUAGGGCAACCUGUACAUUGUUCAGCCGUAGGAGAUUUUAGUUACUGUCUUAGUGAGGCAACAAUCCUUAGCAUAGACUGUAGAGUAGUUUUUUAAUUUAAAAUCAUAAUGCUUGUAUCCCGCUUCAAAUAAUUCAGAAAUUUUGUGCAUGCCUAAUAAAUGCUAGCCCAUUUGUUAUUAGGAGCAAAAAAGUUGCAAUUCAGGCACUUCUACAGAUCGUUGUACUAUGCUCGAGAAGUGGAUGCGUCUGAAACCUGUGUGCAGGCAGCCUGAGCUUGUGGCCGGCCUGUGCAGAGCAAGUAGACCCCUCCUCAUGAGUCAUGAUACCGGAGUUGAGUACAGUUUCAGUUAGAUUCAGAUCUGGAGGCUUCAUUUCGCCUGUGGCUGAGCUGGACGGGCUCGUGCAUUGAAGUGUUGGGGGGGCAAAGCCAGAGCAGCCUUGGCGCGCCUGCGGACCAGCGAUGCUCUGGCCUGGUGCUGGUGGUAUGCUUGCUAUAUCUGUUUCUGAAGGUGUUCAAUGUUGUUGUCCCAUGGUUCAUGACUAUGUACACCAUAUUUGCAAUAGAACAGCUUGCAAAGGCCA
Molecule: messenger RNA, 3050 nt
Organism: Sorghum bicolor (sorghum)
Lineage: Eukaryota; Viridiplantae; Streptophyta; Magnoliopsida; Poales; Poaceae
Product: protein FAR1-RELATED SEQUENCE 5
Exons: 6
Coding region: 167-2278 (703 amino acids)
Biological process (GO): regulation of DNA-templated transcription
Molecular function (GO): sequence-specific DNA binding; zinc ion binding
Source: RefSeq, a predicted model, not a curated record